UUCCUAUCAACGAGUGCAUGGGCGAAAAAGAUGCCAAUUUGGAUGCAAUAAUUGCUCGCUAUGCGGAGACUAUAAACAAGUACAACUUACGUAACUUAGGCUACCCCACUAAUCAAGACUUCAACUACGACAAAUUAGCACCAUUAUUUCAUUUUCACUUGAACAAUGCGGGUGAUCCAUUUGUUGGAAGUAGUUUCUCUCUGAAUUCAUCUCCAUUUGAAGUUAGUGUGCUUGAUUGGUUUGCAAAUCUUUGGAACAUAGACAAUAGUGAGUAUUGGGGAUAUGUCACAACUGGUGGAAGUGAAGGCAAUCUUCAUGGAAUUUUAGUAGGGAGAGAACAAUUUCCAGAUGGGAUUCUAUAUACUUCACAAGAGUCACAUUAUUCAAUAUUCAAAAUAGCAAGAAUGUAUAGAAUGCAUUGUGUGAAGGUUGGUUCUUUAUUCUCAGGUGAAAUUGAUUGUGUUCAACUAGAGGCCAGUCUACUUUCCCACAAGGACAAACCAGCCAUCAUCAAUCUAAACAUAGGGACAACUAUGAAAGGAGGUAUUGAUGAUCUUGAUCUUGUAAUACAAACACUAAAGAAAUGUGGUUUUACUCGUGAUCGAUUCUACAUUCACUGUGAUGGAGCUCUAUUUGGAAUUAUGUUGCCUUUUAUAAAACAAGCUCUAAAGGUUAGCUUCAAGAAACCUAUUGGCAGUGUAACUAUUUCAGGUCACAAGUUUUUGGGAUGCCCAUCUCCUUGCGGUGUUGUGAUAACUCGUUUGAAAUACAUGAGUGCGAUAUCUAGAGAUGUUGGCAUCAUUGCUUCAAGGGAUGCCACAAUCACAGGUAGCCGUUGUGGGCAUGCUCCCAUCUUCCUUUGGUAUGCUCUCAAAAAAAGGGGUUUAAUAGGACUUGAAAAUGAGGUGCAUGAAUGUAUAAUGAAAGCACAUUAUUUACUAAAUCUACUACGUGAUGCUGGAAUUGGUGCUAUGUUAAACGAGUUCAGCAACAUAGUUGUAUUUGAGAGGCCCCUCGAUGAUGACUUCAAUCGUAGCUGGAAUUUGGCAUGCAGUGGGAAUAUUGCACAUGUGGUAGUGUUACAACAUGUUUCUGUUGAAAUGUUGGACACCUUUGUUCAUGAAUUUAUUGAAAAACGAUCCAUUUGGUCAAAAGAUGAACAAUUUAAGCCUCUAUGCAUUGCAAAUGAUGUUGGUUCCAAAAAUUGUGCUUGUUUGAUGCACACAACUUAUCACAUUAGCUAA
Medicago truncatula (barrel medic) is the source of this 1244-nucleotide messenger RNA. Its product is annotated as serine decarboxylase. The record is from RefSeq and is a predicted model, not a curated record. The coding region runs from base 18 to 1244 and encodes 408 amino acids. The transcript is spliced from 5 exons. Gene Ontology annotation, biological process: carboxylic acid metabolic process. Lineage: Eukaryota; Viridiplantae; Streptophyta; Magnoliopsida; Fabales; Fabaceae. Gene Ontology annotation, molecular function: pyridoxal phosphate binding; carbon-carbon lyase activity.